Messenger RNA from Nymphaea colorata (pocket water lily), 1113 nucleotides. RefSeq lists its product as uncharacterized. Bases 1 to 1113 code for a protein of 370 amino acids. The record is from RefSeq and is a predicted model, not a curated record. The transcript is spliced from 2 exons. Gene Ontology annotation, cellular component: cytoplasm. Gene Ontology annotation, molecular function: zinc ion binding; metalloaminopeptidase activity; peptide binding. Gene Ontology annotation, biological process: proteolysis; peptide catabolic process. NCBI's taxonomy places the organism in Eukaryota, Viridiplantae, Streptophyta, Magnoliopsida, Nymphaeales, Nymphaeaceae.
AUGCCACUCACCCAAGAAAGAGCUGAAGCCCGCGGUCUUGCCAUCAAGCGCGGAACCAUCUUCUACGACUUCCACGUCGCCCUCAACAGCGAAAACUACUCCGGAUUCUCAGAAAUCUCGUUUGAGCUGCUAAGCAUCCCCACCGAAUUGCCCGUCGACUUCUCAGGCAAAGCCACCGGAGUCGUCAUCAACGGACACAAGGCUGAGGUCAAGGCUGAAGAAGGAUUCCUGUUCCUCGAUGUCGGCCUGCUGAGAGUGGGCCACAACACAGUGGGCGUCCAUUACACUAACAGCUACAACAACGACGGUAGCGGUUGCGUGAGUUUCGUCGAUGUCGACAAAAAGCAAUACAUCUACACUCAGUUCGAGCCCUACUACGCCAACAGAGUCUUCGCCUGCUUCGACCAGCCUGACCUCAAAGCCAAGAUGCGCCUCUACGUCAUCAGUCCAGCCAGCUGGAAAAAAGUUCUCUCCAACGAGUAUGCUGUGGUGGAAGAUACCCUCGACGUCUACAAGUACUAUUGGAACACUCAUACUCACUUCCAAGGAGAGGUCAAGACCUUCCUGGAAGGAAAAGAGGGAAGAAUGACCAUUUUCCCCGAAACUAAGCUCCUCCCCACCUACCUUUUCUGCUACGUUGCUGGAACUCGCUCCUUUCAUCUUCGAAAUCACCAUAGAAUCAAUGAGUUCUUCGAGAGUUUCUUCGGAUAUAAAUACGCCUUCAACAAGUACGACCAAAUCUUCGCCCACGAGUACAAGUGGGGUGCUAUGGAGAACGCAGGCAUCGUCACCUUCAACGAUCUAUACAUCUUCAAGGAGAAGGUUUCAACCGAACGCAAGCUUGGCCUUGCUAACACUAUCUCCCACGAACUGGCCCACCAUUGGUUCGGCAAUCUGGUCACCAUGAAGUGGUGGGACGAUCUAUGGCUCAACGAAAGCUUCGCUGACUUCAUUUCCCAUUCUGUUGGAGAAGAUCAAGGGAAACGUGCACACUCUCAAGUACGAGAGCAGUAUGGCUUCUUUCCUGCAACGCAAGGGAUGGGGAUACCACGAAGACAUGAUGAUUACUACUCACCCAAUCCGUGGCCCAGUUGCCAAUACCAGCGUUGCUGA